Molecule: messenger RNA, 3996 nt
Organism: Anneissia japonica
Lineage: Eukaryota; Metazoa; Echinodermata; Crinoidea; Comatulida; Comatulidae
Product: low-density lipoprotein receptor-related protein 2-like
Exons: 16
Coding region: 100-3414 (1104 amino acids)
Biological process (GO): proteolysis
Molecular function (GO): serine-type endopeptidase activity
Source: RefSeq, a predicted model, not a curated record
UACUUUGCUGAUAGAUCGUCCGGUGCUAUUCAGUCGGUUGAUUAUGACGGAGAGUCAAGGAAAGUAGAAGACGUUAAACCGGGCGCCCUCUAUUUUGACAUGGAUAUAUUUCAGGAUUUCUUGGUUUGGACAGAAUGGCCACCAAACAAUGGCCUGCAUGUUAUGAAUAGAGAGACGGGAGAGUUUGUGCGUUCUCUGCCUUACACUGGAAAAGCGUUUGGAAUUAGCACUCUAGAUGCUACACGACAACCCGAUGGCGACAGCCCGUGUAUGAUCAACAACGGUGGCUGUGAUCAAAUCUGCAUUCCAGGAUUGGGUGCCGACACAACUUGUCUUUGUUCUGUAGGCUACACAUUAGGAGAAGACGGUGAAUGUGAAAAUAAUAUUGUUGAAGACAACUUCUUAUUGAUGGCUGACUCAGGACUUAAGACUAUUUUUCAAGUCGACUUAAGCAAUGACAGAGAUUACGCUUACACGGCGCUGCCAAUGGGCCCUUUCCAGAACCCGGUUGCAGUUGGAUUUGAUCCAGUCGAUAAACAGGUGUAUGUUAGUGACGUCGAUGCCCAUCGGAUACUGAGAUCAUCACUUGCUGCCAAAGAUUACAUAGUUAUUCAUGACAAUGUACAUGUUCCUGAUGGUUUAGCGGUAGACCAUAUCAACAGAUUGUUGUUCUGGACCGAUGGCAUUAAUGGCACCAUUCGAGUGUCUACAUUAAAUGGUACAAACAGCAAGAUUCUAAUUGAUACUGGCAUAGAAAAACCAAGGGCUAUCACCAUUGAUCCAGUGAGAGGAUUCCUUUUCUGGACUGACUGGGGAACUACUCCAAAGAUUGAAUGUUCAUGGAUGGAUGGGACUAACCGGCGUGUUCUUGUUGAUACGGAAAUUGGUUGGCCUAACGGACUGGCAAUAGACACUAAUGAUCAGUCAAUUUAUUGGUGUGAUGCUAGAACCGACAGAAUUGAAAUGAUAAAAUUUGAUGGUUCGCAACGUACAUUGAUUAAGCAACUUAAGGUCGCCGUACAUACCCAUAGCCUCUUGGUCAGCGAUCAAUAUAUUUACUUUACGAACUGGAACGAAAAAAGUCUAAUGCGCAUGAGCAAAGCUGUAGGAAGCGAACCGGUUACGAUCGGAGCCGCUGACUUUGGGAGACUAAAUGGCCUGGCAUUGUUCAAUUCAGACGACGUUCAAAAUGGUGAAACAUUUUGCACUAUACAUAAUGGUGGAUGUAGUAAACUCUGCCUAGCAAUACCUAAAGGACGAAAGUGCGCCUGUCCCACAGGAAGUACCCUUGAUGGCAUGUCCUGUAUACAGGUGGGAAAUUCAGAAUUAAAGUGCCCUGUUGCAAUACCAAAUGGAAGAACUACAGGUUGUGACAGAUCUCCUGGUUCAACGUGCUCAAUAGUUUGUUCAGCUGGUUAUAGAACUAUCUCGAUCAACAAGGUUACUUGCCUUCCAUCAGGGGAAUGGGGUGGUUUUAUAGAACUUCUUUGCAUUGAAAUACUUUGUCCACGUUUGCGAACUCCAGAAAACACUGAGGGUGGCUGCAUUUUUUUGAGUAAACCCGGAGAAGCCUGUAACUUCCAAUGUUCUGAGGGAUAUAUGAGGGUAAUCGGUGACGAGACUCGUACGUGUCAACUCGAUGCGAGAUGGUCUGGCGACGAUUUAGUAUGCCAUGAUACUACUUGUCCAGCGUUGGUUAUGCCAGAUUUUAGUGUAACUGUUCACUGUCCUCAUCCAUCCACAUUCCGAUCAAUAUGCACGUUUCGAUGUCAACCCGGAAGUGAUCAAGUCAGUGGCGACCAAGUUAGGGUGUGCCAGUCCGAUGGAUCCUGGUCCGGGCAAGAGCUUACCUGCUCAGCUAUGCAAAGAAGAUGUCCAGAGUUGACAGUUCUUCCAGGUGUUGAAGAAGUACUGUGCUUAGACCCAGUUCCUAAUGCGGUUUGCAUAUUCCAAUGUAGAGACGGUCACUUGAAAGUUGCAGGAACUCUUCAUCGUAUCUGUCAGCAAGAUGGAACGUGGUCAGGCAGUCAACUGAUAUGUCAAGAGAUAAAUAUACAACUAAAGUUUCUAGAUUUUCCACAAAAUCAAUCGGCGGAGGUAGGAGAACUGUUGACAGAGACAUGCACUGUGAGCGACCCCUCGGCGCAGGUCGCCUGGUUGAGAGAUGGUGAAGUUCUCCAGGAAGGUAUUCCAACCGACGGCAUACUCGCCCUUCCACAAGGAAUUUUACUCAUAUCGUCGGUGACCUUCAGACAUCAAGGGAUAUAUACCUGUCGUGCUACUGGAGUAGACAAUAUCAGCAUAGAGCAGACCAUGUUUAUAGAUGUGACGGUCGGUGAUCUCUUAUCUACAAAGCCAAGUAACGUCACACUAAACCGUGGCGAUACCCACACUUUCAACUGUUCUCUGUCAGACGACUCAUAUUCUAUAAAGUGGGAGAAGAAUGAUGAUAUCAUAAAAUCAGACGAACAUACACUAACGUUGCCAGAUGGGAGAUUGAUCGUCAAUAAAAUCACUACUGAGGAUGCCGGUAGAUAUGCAUGCAUAGUAAUGGCAGACGGUGUGAUCCGGGUCCAAGAAGCGUUUGCUUUUCUUAAUAUUAUGAAGCAGUCUAAUGGAUGUGGAAUUGUCACAUCAACCGAUGCUAUUGCAGAUCAGGAAGAUCGGGAGGACGAUAGUUUUCGGAUUGUGAACGGAAAAGAUGCUGUUAGAGGUUCAGCACCAUGGAUGGUACGUUUAUACCACUUCAGACAAAAGAAGCAUUUCUGUGGAGGCAAUAUUCUAAACUCUGAAUGGAUAGUGACGGCGGCACAUUGUAUGAAUAGUCUGUUCAAAGUCAAAAAGAGAAAUACCCUCAUUCGCGUGGCUGACUAUGACUCUCUUUAUAGAGAGUCUGAAGAAAAGUUUUACAAAAUUAAGAAGAUCCUCAUUCACGAGGAUUUUGACAGUGAUAGCUUCAACGCAGAUAUUGCAAUGAUUAAACUGGGAACGCCGAUAUUAAAUUUUACUGAUUACGUGAGGCCUAUAUGUCUACCGACACAAAAUAUAACUGCAAACAUUUUCAAACCUCGCCGUCUUGGUCGUGUAAACGGAUGGGGGUAUCUAAGAGAAGCUGGCCCGAUACCACAAUAUAUGAAUGAGGUUUAUGUACCCGUGGUCGGCCACAGAAAGUGCGUAUCAUCUACAAAAAAUACAGUGACAAGUACAAUGUUCUGUGCUGGCUAUGAACGCGAAACGAGUGACGCCUGUCAGGGAGACAGCGGGGGGCCAUUCUCCAUUUUGCACGAAGGAAGAUGGUAUUUGUUCGGGUUAGUAAGUUGGGGCGAAGGAUGUGGACGACAAGAUAAAUAUGGUUUCUACACAAAAGUUCCAACCUUCCUCGAUUGGAUUAAUAAUGUUAUAGCGAUAGGAUAAAUCUUAUCCGCACUGCGCACUGAUCGCCACGCAAGUGUCAUUUUUUGGCUGUAGUUGUAAUAGUGAAAUUGGAUAUGGAAUGGUGCGAAUUUGUAGGCGUCAGACUUUUAAAACCAAACAUCUUUCCCCACUUUUUAGAAAACAUUUGUUUCUAGAUGCUCGGAGGUGCUUUCUUCGCCAAUCUAGGGUAGUAUGUUUACAACUUAUAAUUUGUACAGAAACAUUUUUUCCUUGAGAAUACAUAAUAUAUCAGGUCGCCAACAUUAACCGACGCUCGUCAAUAUUCAUAUAAACCAAUAUCAAUAAAUUUAUAUAUGAUAUUAAUAAUUAUAUUAUAUAUAUAUCGCAUAUAUUCAUCUAAUGUAAAAUGCUCAGGGCGCUUGAUAUGUGGACUUUCUUCUCCCCUAAGGGUCCCUUCGUGUCUGUGUCACCCGGUACCAGGAACUCUCGUCGUCCACUACAUGGGCUGUCUUUUCCAGUACACCGGGGUAUCCCCUACUCGUCUCGAAGGAUGUACUGGGUUCUUUAUAGUGCACACGAGCCAUUGUAUGCAUGGCCUACGGUUUCAAAAGGAAAGAAGGG